Molecule: messenger RNA, 1948 nt
Organism: Pyricularia oryzae 70-15
Lineage: Eukaryota; Fungi; Ascomycota; Sordariomycetes; Magnaporthales; Pyriculariaceae
Product: electron transfer protein 1
Exons: 2
Coding region: 122-1654 (510 amino acids)
Biological process (GO): heme A biosynthetic process
Cellular component (GO): mitochondrial inner membrane
Molecular function (GO): oxidoreductase activity, acting on NAD(P)H, heme protein as acceptor
Source: RefSeq, a predicted model, not a curated record
GUCACUCUGAAUCUUUUCGGCGAUUGGGAGCUCUCGGUCUGCUUUUUAUUUGUACCGUAUCCAUGUAACCAACCGCAUACACUUUACAGGCCAUGCGAUUGUAGGAAACACACGAUCAGUCAUGUCCUUGUAUAGGAUUGGAAUACCUCGAACGCUGGGGAGGCUAUCUUCCCCAGCCUUUGUGUGCCGUCAAUGCCUCCACACGCAACCGCUCAAGGCAUCGCAGGUCGCCCGACAGGUCAUACGAUCCCCUGCGCUCUCGCGCAACCAGACCUCGACCUCGACUAGCACAGGAAACAACGCAAGGACAAAAUGGCUGGUCGGGGGAAGCAGGACCUUUUUCAGGUCAGGGACCAAGUCAUCUUCCGGAUCUACAGCCACGGCCGUUGAGGCCGCCACGGCCGAAGCCUCUUCGGAAGCGGGUGCAGGAGCACGGUCUAGCUCGUUCCCUGAGACGAACUCCAAGGCUGUAGGAUACUGGCUCAUAGGCAGUGCUGUCAGCGUCUUUGGCAUUGUCAUCUUUGGUGGCUUGACGCGCCUGACAGAGUCUGGAUUGAGCAUAACCGAAUGGCGGCCCGUCACCGGGUCUCUACCUCCUCGCAAUGCCGAAGAUUGGGAAUCAGAGUUCUCCAAGUACCGCGCCUCUCCCGAGUUCGCCUUGCUCAACCCGCACAUGACGCUCGACGAGUUCAAGAAGAUCUACUACAUGGAGUGGACGCACCGUCUCUGGGGCCGCUUCAUCGGUCUCACAUUUGUGCUGCCGACUGUAUACUUCAUCGCCCGGAAGCAGGUUACCCGCAAGAUGGCCUUCAAUUUGGUCGGCAUCAGCGCUCUUAUUGGUUUCCAGGGAUUCAUCGGUUGGUGGAUGGUCAAGUCGGGUCUGAAAGACGACCUGUUUGCCCCUGGUUCCCACCCCCGCGUCUCACAGUACCGCUUGACUACACACCUUGGGACUGCUUUCCUCUGCUAUUCGGCCAUGCUGCUCUCCGGGCUUUCGGUCCUCCGCACGCGCCGCCUAGUGGCAGACCCGACAGCUGCCACCAAGCUUUUCUCCCAACUCAAGAACGCCGCCAUCACCCCCUUCCGCCGCUACGUCUUGGCAAUGACCGCGUUGGUCUUCACCACCGCCAUGUCGGGGGCUUUGGUAGCUGGCCUGGAUGCGGGGCUUAUUUACAACGAGUUCCCCAAGAUGGGCGUCGGCCUGACCCCGCCGAUGACUGAGCUGUUUGACAAGUUCUACUCGAGGAAGGAGGACGGAUCCGAUCUCUGGUGGCGCAACAUGCUCGAGAACCCGAGCUUGGUGCAGCUGGACCACCGUGCCCUCGCCAUGACCACCUUCUGCGCCGUCGUCGCCAUGUUCGUCUGGUCGCGCCGCCUCGGUGCGGUGCUGCCCACCUCGGCCAGGAAGGGGAGCAUGGGAGUGCUGCACCUGGCCCUCAUUCAGGUGGCGCUCGGCAUCACCACGCUCAUCUACAUGGUCCCUACCCACCUUGCCGCCACCCACCAGGCUGGCGCGCUGGCCCUGCUUACGGGGUCACUGGUGCUGUCGCACCGACUUCACGUGUCCAAGUCGACUGUCUCGCUCAUCCAGCGGCAGCUGCUCAAGUCGGCCGGCUCCGGUGGCGCAGCGCGACUGCCGACUAAGCGGAUCUAGACGAAACCUCAACUACAACAUUCGCCUUGUUUAACUGGGCAUUGUCGACCGGGAUCCUUCACAACAACGUCGGCCCACUCCCUUCAGUGUAUUAUUAUUAGAUUCCUUGCUUCCUUUGAGAAGCCUUGCCGACAAGUAAAAACGACAUGUACCCUUAACAGAGACUUGAUCAGCAAUGGAGGUGUGCAAGAUCUACAUUGUGACUAUAUAUAAAUAUACCCGAUUAGAUUAACGCCAUCUUUUGUUAUUGUUUUACUUGUUUAUUUGUGCUAUUGACGUACUUUUGGUGUUUCU